Molecule: messenger RNA, 1151 nt
Organism: Drosophila kikkawai
Lineage: Eukaryota; Metazoa; Arthropoda; Insecta; Diptera; Drosophilidae
Gene: Pglym87
Product: Phosphoglyceromutase 87
Biological process (GO): glycolytic process
Molecular function (GO): intramolecular phosphotransferase activity
Source: RefSeq, a predicted model, not a curated record
UUACCGAAAACAAAGCAGGCCUAGCCGGACCGGUUUCCACUGCUGCCUCCUUGGCGUUUCAGUCAGAUCCAUCUGAAAUGAACACCAUCUAGAUCUGGGCUGUUUUUCUAAAUUCUAUGUGUACCACAAUGUUGGCUCUGGUCAGGAAGGCUUGGGGUGGCCAACUGAUGACCCGCCUGACUACCAUGGAGGGCAGGUGCCCCUGCUCUAAGCAGUCCAAGAGGGCGGCGAGUCAGGGCAAGUACAAGAUCGUAAUGGUGCGGCAUGGGGAGUCAGAGUGGAACCAAAAGAACCUAUUCUGCGGCUGGUUCGACGCCAAGCUGAGCGAGAAGGGCCAGAUGGAGGCCUGUGCAGCAGGCGCCGCGCUCAAGGAGGCCAAGCUGGAGUUUGAUGUGGCCCACACCUCGCUGCUGUCCAGAGCCCAGCACACACUUUUGGCGGCCCUCAGGGUCGCCGGGCAUCGUCAGAUCCCAAUAUGCCGUACCUGGCGCCUCAACGAGCGUCACUACGGCGGGCUGACUGGCCUGAACAAGGCCGAGACCGCCAAGAAGUACGGAGAGGAGAAGGUUCAGAUCUGGCGUCGCAGCUUCGACACCCCGCCGCCACCCAUGGAAGAGGGCCACGAGUACUAUGCCUGCAUCAUCGAGGAUCCGCGCUACGAGGGCCACCUGGAGCCGGCAGAGUUCCCCAAAACGGAGUCGCUCAAGCUCACCAUCGACCGCACCCUGCCAUACUGGAACGAGGUGAUUGUGCCGCAGAUCAAGGAGGGCCAGCGCAUCCUGGUCUCCGCACACGGCAACAGCCUACGGGGAGUGGUCAAGCACCUGGAGUGUAUCUCCGACGAGGACAUCAUGGGCCUCAAUUUGCCCACGGGAAUACCUUUCGUUUACGAGCUGGACGAGAACCUCAAACCGUUGGACACCCUCAAGUUCCUCGGGGACCACGAGAUGGUCAAGAAGGCCGUGGAGUCGGUGGCCAACCAGGGCAAGGUCAAGUAGACCUGGCGAUAUUUCCCCGCCCGCGGAGGUCACUCCAAUCAAGCUCAAUGCACUUGUAUGCCAAACAAAAACGGCGGAUCGAGAGAGAGCGAGAAAGUGGCAGUGGUAGCCCAAGGCGAAUGUCAAGCAGCAAAUAAAUUUAUUUGAUUUUAA